GAUAAAUUAAAAAAAUGGCGGACGUUCUCGAUCUUCACAACGAGGGAGAAGAAGAAUUGGAUUUUGACGAGGAUGCCGAAGGGGAUCAGGGUCUACUCAAGCUGAAAGAAAAGGUGAAGAAGAGGAAAGGGCGAGGGUUCGGUGGUGAUAGGACAGAAACAAAGAAUGAUGUACAGGAGUAUGAGGGUAUGGAGGUUGAUGCUGAGGGGGGUCCAGGGCCACAGAGAUCCGUUGAGGGAUGGAUUCUGUUCAUCACCAAUGUACAUGAGGAGGCACAAGAAGAUGACAUCUAUGACAAGUUUGCUGAACAUGGGGAAAUAAAAAAUACACAUCUCAAUCUAGACAGACGAACAGGUUUUCUAAAGGGUUAUGCCUUGGUAGAGUAUGAAACGUUCCGUGAAGCACAGGCAGCUAUUGAGAGCUUGAAUGGUACAGAUAUACUUGGUCAACAGGUCAAUGUAGAUUGGUGUUUCGUUAGAGGACCAGCUGGCAAGAAAAGUUCAAGGAGAAGAUCCAGGAGAGAUUCUGAUGGAGACAGGAGGAAAAGAUAACAUAAGAUAACAUUAGAUAACAUAAGAUAACAUUAGAACAUUCAACUCAUACCUUCCAACCUCAGAGAGCUAAGGAGAUCAGCAUCUCAUUCCAUAUAUUUGUUUGAGAAUUAUGAUUAUUAAAAUCAUACAUCCCAAUUUUCUAUACAGUUGUAAGAGGAUCUAAAUCAUAUUUCAAGAUGAUCUAAAUCAUAUUUCAAGAUGAUCUUAAUUUUAUUUUCCAAUGUUUGGUUGAGAGGUCUAAUGAUCAACUUUUAUUCUCUUUUGGAAUUUAUUUAGAUGAUCAAGAGGUCUGAUGUCAAUGCAAAUGUUGGUUUUGAUUUUCUAACAUUUACAUCUGUCAUAAGAUAAGGGAGAUUAUAAUCAUACCUCUCAACAUAGUCCGAGGGAAAUCUCUGACUCUGAGUGAAGAAGACAUUGACUUAUUGUAAAUAUUGUCUAUAUACAUUUUUACAGUGCACAUACUCAUUAAAAUAUCAUAGCUGUGAAGGACAGUCUAUUUAUGGAACAGGUAUGGACUGUUCCGCAUAAAUGUCCAGUUAAAGGGAUGGGAUUUCAUUUGAUUUGAAUAAAUCUCAUUGGUCUGUGCAUCUUACCUUAAUUUGACAGUGUUUCCAUUGAAAUGUUAUUAUUAAGAAAUCAUGCAUUUAAUUUGUUUUAGUUCUGAAAAGGGAAAAUGAUACAA
Owenia fusiformis is the source of this 1236-nucleotide messenger RNA. NCBI's taxonomy places the organism in Eukaryota, Metazoa, Annelida, Polychaeta, Sabellida, Oweniidae. The record is from the annotation of a GenBank genome assembly.